Ramularia collo-cygni is the source of this 1293-nucleotide messenger RNA. RefSeq lists its product as uncharacterized. Gene Ontology annotation, biological process: protein deubiquitination. The coding region runs from base 1 to 1293 and encodes 430 amino acids. The transcript has a single exon. Gene Ontology annotation, molecular function: cysteine-type deubiquitinase activity. The record is from RefSeq and is a predicted model, not a curated record. NCBI's taxonomy places the organism in Eukaryota, Fungi, Ascomycota, Dothideomycetes, Mycosphaerellales, Mycosphaerellaceae.
AUGGCAACAUCCAAGGAGUCCCGAGCUGAAAAGGGCGACGUACGGAGCGCGCGUCCCUUCGAAUCGCGUGUCCAACCUGACACUCCCAGGCCCGAGUUGGAGGGGACUGCGGGUACUAACGUGUCACCAGGAGAUGCCAUAUCACCAGGCGAUGCCAUGAAGAGCCAGAACGAACGUGGCGGACGCCAGAAGCGUCUUCGUGACGACGAGGAAUCGGAUCACACAGACUUCCGCCAAAAGAAGCAGAAGGCCAAGCUGCCUAAAGGCUUGCGCAACAUCGCGAGCGCUUGUUUCUCCAACGCAUGCCUGCAACUUGUCAAUGCAGUCUUCACGCCAGCUCAGGUCGCACAGCUUGCAGGCGACAGUGAGAUUGAAAACUUUGGACUCGACGUACACGCUCUGAGAGGACUCGAAGGCAAAAAUCUUGACAGGACGCUUGAUGCUCUAAAAGGAGCGAUCAAGAAGUCGUCUCCUGUGAGAAUUGCGCCUUACGUAGGCAAGCUUCUCGAGGACCUGCGCAGCGACGAAGGUAGUACAGCGGAUCCUGUGCUACUCCAGCGGGCGUUCGCAUUCGGAAAGACAUGCUACACGCAUGAACAUGAAUUGUUUAGCGGUGACAGCCAAGAGGAUGCGAGCGAGUACUUGCGACUGCUCAUUUCGUCAGUAGGCGAAGAGCAAGGCUUCGUGGAUGAAGCUUUCCGGUACCACACGGCGGAAGCGACUGUCUGCAUGGCGCCGAGCUGCGAGUACCGCAACGAGCACUCCACCAACAGCAGCACCAUCUUGGAGGCUCAAAUUCCUCCUGCGUCGACGGCUUCUCUCGAAAGACAUGCGCCAAGACAGCGGAGUCGUACUUCCCCAGUCGCCACUCUUGAUUCAGUGUUAGAAGCUCAUUUUGAUAACGCAAUGUGCGAGGGAUCAACGUGCGGGAAGUGUAACGCGAAAGACUCUCUCGCUGCCCAACUCCGGAUGACGGAAUACCCUGAUCACCUCCUCGUCUCAAUCAAUCGGACGAGAUUCGAGUCAGCAGCAUCAUCUGCCAUCAAAGAUACCACCAAAAUUAAGCUGAACUUCGGAGACAUCCGCCUGGGCAAAGAGGGCGUGUGUUAUCGACUUAUUGGUCUUGUCAAGCACUUCGGCAAGCGUGCCGAUGAUGGACACUAUAGUGCCUAUGUAAAGAUCAGCGACGGUAACUGGGCYUCGCUGGAUGAUGAUGCGGUCAAGAUGGUGCCUAAGAGGGCUCUUGAGGAUGGCGUGAAGGGGUACUCAUCGAUCCUUUUGCUACAACGCUGA